AUGCAAGCCGCACUUGCAGUGUCGACGGUAGUCGCGUUCGCUGGUGCGAGCCAAAGCGACUUGGAAGAAUGGUUCAUGAAAUUUGGCGCGGAAGCGAUCACCAACAACCUGCUGCCGAGGAUCCACGGCGCCACCACCGAAGCGACCAACAACGCGCUUUUGAUUGAGCGACUGGACGCGACCAAAACGCUCAUCACCACACUGCAGGCCGAAAACCCGGAUGCAACCUUUGGGAUCGGGCCCUACGCGCUCUUGACCUCAGGCGAGUUUGCUCAGCGCCUCGGGCUUGCGGGGAUACCACCGUCCGUUGCGGCCCCGCCGGCGCUGACCGCUACGCCGCCGAAUGCGACGGUCGACUGGACGACGUCCAAGUGCCUCAACCCAGUAAAGAACCAAGGUCGAUGCGGCAGUUGCUGGACGUUUGCGGCCACGGGGGCUGCCGAAGCAGCGCAUUGCAUUGCGACCGGCACGCUUCUCAACCUCUCGGAGCAGCAGGUCGUCAGCUGCGACACGACCAACGGCUUUGGCUGCAAUGGUGGCUGGGAAACCGGCGCUCUCAACUGGAUCGCAGCUAAUGGCCAGUGCCUCACGGCCGACUACCCCUACACGUCCGGUGCGACGCAGUUGACCGGCGCCUGCCAAAAGAUGUGCACGCCACAGAAGCUUUCGAUCGGGUCGCUCGUGUAUAUCGCUGGCGAAACCGCGCUCGAGUCGGCGCUCCAAACACAACCAACGACGGUGGCCGUCUCGGCAGGCAACCCCGUGUGGCAGCACUACAUGGGCGGUCUCGUCACGGCGUGCCCCGCUGCGAUCUCGGACCACGCGCUCGUCGCUGUCGGGUACGGUACAACCGCGGAUGGACAGCCGUACUUCAAGCUGCGCAACUCGUGGGGCGUCAAUUGGGGCGAACAGGGCUAUAUCCGCCUUCUUCGCGGCGUCGGCGGCUACGGAACGUGCAACCUCGCCGAGGCGCCGUCGUACCCGCGUAUUACCUACCCGAAUCCACCGACAAGUGCGCCAACAACGCAAAAGCCAACGACCCUGGCACCGACGACCCUAGCCCGAACAAAGACACCGGCUCCCACCAAGACGCCGGCUCCCACCAAGACACCGGCUCCCACCAAGACACCGGCUCCCACAAAGACACCGGCCCGAACAAAGACACCUACCCCCACCAAGACACCGACCCCCACCAAGACACCGACCUCGAGAAAGACGCCAGCCCCCACGACCCGCAAACUACCGGUAACCCCGGCUCCCACGACGCCACAGCCACCGGCGGUGACCGUAAAAACCUCGAUCCCGUGGCCAGUCCCUACAACGCCAACGCCACGUCCAUCGCCCCAAUACAACUAG
Molecule: messenger RNA, 1356 nt
Organism: Saprolegnia parasitica CBS 223.65
Lineage: Eukaryota; Oomycota; Saprolegniomycetes; Saprolegniales; Saprolegniaceae
Exons: 1
Coding region: 1-1356 (451 amino acids)
Cellular component (GO): lysosome
Molecular function (GO): cysteine-type endopeptidase activity
Source: RefSeq, a predicted model, not a curated record